GAAAGUGGUGAGGCGGGUCAGCGUGACCCAGCGCACCAACCUCUACCGCAAGGAGCACGCCAAGGAGGCCAUCGUCUGGCAACGGCGGCAGAGCGAGGGAGAACUGGAGGACGAGGACGGACCGGCCGACGGGCAGCUCCGAGUCCAGCAGGACCCGGGAGCGGAAGCCAGGGGCCCAGAGGAACCCAACGGCACCGUGCCCCCUCAUCGCUUCUACCCCAAGCGGCCAGACCGCGCCUCUUCCUACCAGACGGCUGCCCAGGAGGAGCCGGCCUCCGGCCUCAGCAAGGAGAAGGCCCACCACACCUUAGCGGACCUCAAGCGCCAGCGGGCCGCGGCCAAGCUGCAGCGCGCCCCCACGGAAGACCUCCCGCCCGGCACCCGCCCGGCUCACCCAGCCCCCCAGGCGGAGCCCAACGCCGGCGGGUGCUUCCCAGCGGCCAGCGGGGACCCUCCCCUCCUCAAGUUGACCGCUCCAGCCGAAGAGAGGCCGGCCCAGAAGAGGCCAUGCUGCCGGCUGAUGUGAGCAGUCCGCUCCUCUUGGGCCGGUGGAGCGGGUGAACGUGGCGGCCUCGGCUCCUGGUGAACCGAAGGUCCUUGGCCUCCAACGGUGCCUGGCGUGGAGAUCUCAGGGAGGGCGGAACGCCCCACUCAAGGGAGGAGCAGAGUUGGAAGGGGCCUCGGAGGUCAUCUAGGCCAACCCCCUGCUCAAGGACUGCCGACAAACAGCUGGGGUGUGUGUGUGUGUGUGUGUGUGCAGCUUGGUCUGGCGUCUGGGCACUGAGGCCCAGCAGGGCAGGGAUGCCCAGGUAGACAUCGGCUGGGGGUGCCAGGCAGAGAUACGGCAAGCCAGUUUGCCUGCCCCCCAUCGCCCGUUCUCUCUCC
Molecule: messenger RNA, 885 nt
Organism: Pseudonaja textilis
Lineage: Eukaryota; Metazoa; Chordata; Lepidosauria; Squamata; Elapidae
Source: RefSeq, a predicted model, not a curated record